AGCAAGAGGAUGCAAUGUGUUGCCUCUUGACAAGCGUCUCUCGGCUGUUAACAAGACACUGUGCUUUCGUAAAGCCUACUUUGGGGUGCCAGAGCUUGGUGACCAAGAAGCGGCCAAUGCAUUGUUGGGAUUUGUAGAGCGAAUCAAGGAAACACUGGCCAUACACAUGCUAAGGCCAGAUCCCAAGCGUCAGCCAAGAAUUGGACUGGCUCUACCGCUUUUGCACUUUACAACAAAUCAUGUGCUACCAGACUACAGACGUACAAUUGCCAAGAAGAUCUCCAGUUUCGCAAAAGCCGUGGAAAUUGACUACAGUCGCUUGUCACUAAAAGAACAGGUGAUGCAGACACAAGACCUGGACGUGGUACUUGUAGCCGGCGGCGACAUGGUUUCACUGUCCAGUGCCCUUUACCUACCACCAUGGGGAGUGGUCGUCAUGUUUAACAAAGAAAUGAGCGGCAAGAAGAAGGAAGACCCCCUUGAGCAUCUUUUGGAAUCCCGGGGCGUGCUUCUGACAGCGAGUGCGUCUAUGGAUGCUGGCAGAAGCCUCAAUGACGUCCCAGUGUUUGGCGACAACACAAUCUCGGAUAUCGAACACAUCUUGCGCAAAGCAGUAGCCAUUGUUCAGCAUAACCUGCAGAAACUCUGACAUUAGACACUGAAUUUCUUGUCCUGUGCCUAUGUAGGCUACAGUAAGUGCUCAUGGCAAGUUCGGUGUCUGGAUAAAUUGCGGGAGGAGAGCCAGCACUUUAAUAUUUUACCCUGUUGGUGUUAGUUCAAAGCUGAAGAAAGCAUUGGGAAAAUCGAUGUCGAAGAGCCGACUUGCAGAACCAAAACUCACAAUUUGUGCGUUACAUUAGCAAUGCUCUACCAUUGGUCUACAUAAUCUCUUCCCACAUUCAUGUAUUUAAGUAUGCAUUGAAAAUCCGACUUAGGGUUGCUGGUUUUCCAGUUUAUUAUAGGCAUGCAACAAGGACCUUAGAGUUCAGCAAUAUUUCGUACUUCUCACGGCCUGUUGUUUCUGUGCAAUAACGUGUUUGGACUUCUUAGCUAGCUACAACUGUUCUAGCUGUCAUAGCUUGAACUAUUCAGCUAGUUCCGGUGUAAUAAUAUGUUUUUUUUUUCUAGUUUUGAAGUAAGUUUAUGUUCACGAUGGCACUGUCAUUAAUUUUAUAUGUGUUUCCAGACUAUUACCCAGUGCAAGUAUCAAUCUAGAGAGACCCACAUAUGAUGCUCCCUGCAAGGAACUUUUACUUGCUUUGUCACCACUAGCGUUGCCUUAUUUUUUGUGAAUCAGGGAAGUGGCUCGUGUUCGGCUGCUGCAACCAGUUCUUGAAACAAAUUUUCAGUGUCGUUUCAGUGUAGCGCUUGAACUAAACCGUGGCAUUUAGCAUGGCACGGCUGCUCGGCAGGUUAUCAGCGGUGCUGUAGUUCACAGCUCUGCAACAGUUCUGACCACCCAGGGUACUUCGUAUAUGCCGCAAUAUUUAAUCAGCAUAUCACUCUCCUUUUGGUGCACAAAUUGAUGCCACAUUUCAUCCACUGAAUCUGACUCAGUUUGUGAAUCACGCAGACCCCUCAAUCUCAGUUUGCCUUUCCUUAAAACAAUAAACUGAGUAGAAAUGAUUGUGGUAGUGUUGGCAGCAGGAAAAGAGAGUAUCCACCUUGCAAUAGAACUCAUUGUUACCUGCAUAAUUUGAACUUUAAGACAUCUACAUCUAUGUGUUCACACAUGUGCAUUACUCCUGAAAACAAAUUGUGUUGUGUCUAGAAGACAGAAAAAUGUGAACACUAGGUAAAAGUGAUUAUGCCAUUUUUUUUUUCUUGUGAUCUGUUCUAUAUAACGAGCAUACACUGAUGUAACCUCAUCCUCCAAAUGCCCAUUAGAGUGAUUUUAACUCUGAGCUGGAGGGCUUGCAUCUUCUGCCUUAAGAUACGGGUUUCUGUUUUAUUCUACACUAUCGCUUGCUGUGUAUACACCGAUCAAGUUAGUUGUUUUUCAUCUAAAUGUCAUGUGUGUUGGUGAGUGCAUAUGUAUACAUCCACCUAGUUAACUGCUUUUAUCUAAGUGUCAAGUGUGUUGGUGAGCGCAUUUAGCACUUCUCUUAUUUUUACAGUCCUCAGGCAGUGUCUACACGAGCAGCAUAUCUCAGGGAUUUUUACACCCAUGACUUUGUGCUCAGAACAGAGAGAUACGCAUUGCGACUAAGGAACAUCUUUACACUUCCUUGGGCACAGUCCACGAUUCAUUGGGACCAAUCUUUAUACUUGGAGCAAUAAAUGAAACUCGUAUGCUUGU
Rhipicephalus microplus (southern cattle tick) is the source of this 2299-nucleotide messenger RNA. RefSeq lists its product as uncharacterized. The record is from RefSeq and is a predicted model, not a curated record. Lineage: Eukaryota; Metazoa; Arthropoda; Arachnida; Ixodida; Ixodidae.